UGUGUUGCAGUGUGUGUGUUGUGUUGCAGAGUGUGUGUGUUGCUGCGUGUGUGUGUGCGGGUUAGGGUUGGGUGUGAUUUUGGUACCAUUUUUCUAGGCAAGUGGGACCUGGAGUCUCUACCAGAUGUCAACAGCUGGAAUGAUGAGUGAACGGGGGGGUUCAGGUUGUUCAGGUGUUGAAGUUGUAGCUGCUCGUUCUUGGAACAGAAAAGCAUUUCUAAAUCUCUGCAGAUCUUCAUUCACAAAAGUUGUGAAGUUUCCCUCAGUGAUCCAGUGACAGGAAGUGAUCACAGCUGAUUCAGCUGCUUUUAACGGGAAGAAUCUGACUAAGAGUGAACAUCAUUCUUCGGUCUUCACUAGGCCCACGCUCUGAAACACGCCUGAAUCAUUGAAUGACUGCAUGAGGCCGGACAGGUGAGUUUCUGUUGGAGAAGUUUACAGCUUCACAGGAAGAAGAACAAAGAUCACAGUGAAACUAAAACAAUAAGAAGUUCAAAUAAACAUGAAAAUAAGAAGAUAAAACCCCUCCAUGAUGUGUCCUGCUUCUGCUUUACAUGUUCCUAUCACAGCGUUUCUCUUUGCAUGUCACAUAAAUACCUGGUAAUAUGGUAUAAAGGUCUUUUUAUACUAACUUUUAUAUUCUCUUAUUAUUGAUCUGCAUUCUUAUAAAUGAUCUCAGUAACUUGUCAUUAUAAUAUUAAAUAGUGUCGUUCUUAGGAUGACACCUGUAUUAAUGUGCACUGUCCCAAUAAAUGAAAUUUAAACUGAUCAAUAAAUAAAGUAAGAAAUAAAUUACAAUUGAAAUAGAGAAGUAAAAAGGAAGGUCUCGGCUUCUGUACCUGGACCAGGUGUUCCUUCUGUGCAGAUCAACAUAUUCCUGUUAGCUGUUACUUUCAUUGUAACUCCCUCCUGCUCGUGAACAAGCGUCGACUCACCUGUCAAAUACCUGAGGGAAACAUGCGUUUCCCAGCACGAGAGAAAAAGCACCAAAUUACGUAAUUCUGUACGACAGACACGUGACCCGGCGUCCCUUUAACAGCCUUAGAGGAAACUCCAUAUAUGGUGAGAAAGGUGUGGCUGCAACUUUACAGCUGUGCAGGGACAGGUUAGAGGUGGACGCAGAGCAGAGACAGACAGAACAGCAGUGCUGCAGUGGAGAGGACGGAUGGAUCACAGAGGGGAGUGUAACAGAGCGCUGGUGGUGUCUGUCGCAGAGUUUGACCCCGGGGUGCAGCUGGGGAGGCGGCCGGGCGCCGGGAAGGACGCCAAGAGACUUCACCGCACCCUCAGCAAACUGGGCUUCAAGGUGGACAUCCACACUGACCUGAGGAGCGAGGAGAUCUACCAGCUGUUUCAGAGAGAGAGCAGGCGUCCUGUGAAGGAUUGUUUUCUGGCCGUGCUGUCGUCUCACGGGGAGGAGGGCUGCGUGUUCGGCGCUGACGGGGAACUUGUCCGACUGUCUCGUCUCUUCGCGUUCUUCGACAACAGGUGUAUGGAGGAGAAGUCCAAACUGUUCCUGGUACAGGCGUGUCGGGGACACGGUCUGGACGACGGCGUGGAGGUGGAUUCUGUCGAGGACGCCCCAGAGAGCAGCUUCUUCUCACAGCAUCCCGCCGUCCCUGUAGAUACAGCUGUGAUGUACGCCACAGCGCCAGGUUACGGAGCUUUCAUGCACCCACUGGGAUCAGUCUUCCUCCAGACCUUCUGCUCUUUAUUAGAGAAAGAAGGAAACCGCAACCUGGAGCUGACUCGCCUCAUGACCCGCCUGUCCCACAGCGUGGCCUACACCUUCCAGGCCAAAGGUCGAGCUCUGGGUGGGAAGAAGGAAAUGCCGUGCCUGCUGACACGCCUGACCAGGGAGGUGUUCCCGUUCGCAGAGCCGGGGAAGGACGGCGGGUCCGCGGGGCUUUCAGCCACGUCACUGGUUGGCUCCAAAAACACCAGAACACGAACUCCUUCCAUCAGUUAGAGAACCAGACUGUAGGUGACCUCAGCCCAGAGUACCAACAAGAAUUAUCACCAGGAAUGGAAAUGAUCACAAAAACUUUCCUGUUUUUUUCCACACACUGACUUUCUGCAGAAAAUCCAAAGAAGAAAUCCAAGAAAUGUUUUCUAAUAUUGUACAUACCUGUAGUGUAGAUUUUCAUGUAUGUAAAUGUCCCAUUUUAUUGAUUUUACUGAUGUAUUUUAAUAAACAAUAACUCAACUAACUUUGAAUGGAA
This is a messenger RNA of Seriola aureovittata, 2222 nucleotides long. Its product is annotated as caspase-3-like. Gene Ontology annotation, molecular function: cysteine-type endopeptidase activity. Gene Ontology annotation, biological process: proteolysis. The record is from RefSeq and is a predicted model, not a curated record. NCBI's taxonomy places the organism in Eukaryota, Metazoa, Chordata, Actinopteri, Carangiformes, Carangidae. The coding region runs from base 1166 to 1969 and encodes 267 amino acids. The transcript is spliced from 4 exons.